Molecule: messenger RNA, 1472 nt
Organism: Daldinia caldariorum
Lineage: Eukaryota; Fungi; Ascomycota; Sordariomycetes; Xylariales; Hypoxylaceae
Product: GroES-like protein
Exons: 2
Coding region: 359-1444 (361 amino acids)
Biological process (GO): alcohol metabolic process
Molecular function (GO): zinc ion binding; alcohol dehydrogenase (NADP+) activity
Source: RefSeq, a predicted model, not a curated record
CUGUUUAGCGAGAAAAAGGAGUUCUCCUUCUAGCAUUACUCCGAAACUGGAGCAUUUUAUACCGCUAGGAGUACCGCUUCUAUGUCAAUUGUGGAUAAAAAGGGUGAUUGAUUGGGGGGGAGAAAUACCAACCGUACCUACAUAGCACUCUUAUUGACCGAGGAAAUGGAGGGGAAUUCAUUAGGUGGGGGAAAACGGGAAACGGGAAACGGGAAACGGUUAGAUCGUGGGUGGUAUCCUUGGCUUCAAAUAUCAACUUACAACUCUCUUCCAUUGAACCCCUCGUCGACCAGUAGGUAAUCCCUUAUAUCUUUUUUGGUGUAUCUACGAAGGUCUUAUUACCUACCUAUACCUCAAAAUGUCUACAUUCGAUCAAUACGAGGGUUUCCAAGUCAAGUCGGCCGACACUUGGACCGAAUUCCAUCUUAACAAGUUCGAUACCAAGCCUUUCGGCGAUAACGAUGUAGAAGUCAAGAUCGAAUGCUGCGGAGUGUGCGCUAGCGAUAUUCACACUAUCACUGGCGGUUGGGGCGGCGCACGUUUCCCGCUAGCCGUCGGCCACGAGAUCGUCGGCAAGGCCCUGAGAGUCGGCCCCAAGGUCACUCUCGUCAAGCCCGGCCAGCGCGUCGGCGUCGGCGCCCAAUCGUGGUCCUGCUUGAACUGUCGCCAAUGCAAGAGCGAUAACGAGACGUACUGCCCUAAACAGAUAGACACUUACGGCGCCGUCUGGCCGGAUAGCGGUGUCGUGACCCAGGGUGGCUUUUCGUCCCACGUCAGGACGCACGAAUUCUGGGUAUACCCAAUCCCAGACUCGAUACCAAGCCACCUCGCCGCGCCGAUGCUAUGCGCCGGUAUCACCAGCUACAGCCCGCUGGUGCGAAACGGAGCCGGGCCGGGCAAGAAGGUCGGCAUCGUGGGCCUGGGCGGCCUAGGGCAUUUUGCGGUUCUCUUCAGCAAAGCGCUCGGCGCGGAGACGUGGGUGAUCUCGCGGACGCACAGCAAGGAGGCAGACGCGAAAGCGAUGGGCGCGGACGGGUUCCUCGCCACGGAAGACGAGAACUGGAACAAGGACCACCUGUACUCGUUCGACCUGAUCAUCAGCACGGCGAACAGCACGGGCGAGGGCUUCGACCUGAGCGGUUACCUCGCGCUUCUCGACGUCCACAAGAAGUGGGUAUCGGUCGGGCUGCCGGAGGGAGAAGGCAUGAGCGUGAAAGCCAUGGACCUCGUGCGCAACGGGUGCCUGAUCGGCGCCUCGCACCUGGGCAGCCGGCGCGAGAUGCUGGAGAUGUUCCAGCUGGCCGCGGACAAGGGGAUCAAGUCCUGGGUCGAGACGGUGCCCCUCAGCGCGGAGAACCUGUCCAAGACGGCGCAGAGGCUCCGGAAGUCCGACGUCCGGUAUCGGUUCACCAUGACCGACUACGACAAGGUCUUUGGAGCGUAAAGGUGGUAGGUAGGUACCUAGUCAGGGG